Messenger RNA from Paramuricea clavata, 2079 nucleotides. The record is from the annotation of a GenBank genome assembly. NCBI's taxonomy places the organism in Eukaryota, Metazoa, Cnidaria, Anthozoa, Malacalcyonacea, Plexauridae.
AUGGUCGAUCGUUGUGUAGCAAGAAAACUAGCAUCCGAAGAAGUAAAGAGCUGGACUGGCCCGGUGUUCUAUAUCUCCCAUUUAGCAGUUGUAAACCCGCAUUCCAAUUCUACGCCCGUGAGAAUUGUGUUCAACUCCAGCCAAAUGCACAAAGGUGUUUCAUUAAAUGCUUGUCUCGCAAAAGGUCCAGACAGCUACAUGAACAACUUGGUUGGUAUUCUUCUACGUUGGAGAGAAGAAAGAGUAGCGCUAAUCGGAGAUAUUCGAAAGAUGUUCAACUCAGUUUAUUUGAAGGCCUUGGAACAGCAUUGCCACCGUUUCCUAUGGCGAGAUUUACAGCAGCAUCGCCCACCGGACAUUUACGUUAUACAACGAGUCAAUAUGGGCGAUACACCAGCCCCCGCCAUCAGCACAGAAGCUGUCUACAAGACCGCGGAGUUGUAUCGAGAGGUUAGUCCACAAGCCGCAAAUCUCCUAAAACAUUCCAGUUACGUGGAUGAUUUGAUUGACUCACGUCCAAGUAAACCCGACGCGUUAAAGAUUGCCAAGGAAGCCGAGGAUAUCCUUGCCAAAGGAGGAUUUGCUGUAAAGUGCUGGCAAUUUAGUGGCGAAACACAACCUCGCGUGAAAGAAGAGUUGUUAAAAUUGGACCUGCCAGAAAAGAGUGUUGAAAACUCAGACCAAGGACUAAUAAUGUUAAAAGGAACUGACGAAAACUUACGAGUGCUCGGUCUGGGAUGGAAUCCGAAGCAAGACACCAUCACCUAUGAAGUAACUUUGAAUUUCAGUAGCAAGAGACGCGGAGUUCGAACCGGUCCAAACCUCCUAGAAAGCGACCUACCAAGUGCAUUACCGAAUGUGUUAACCAGACGAAUCGUUCUUGAGCAAGUAAUGAAGAUUUAUGACCCACUCGGACUAAUUUCUCCAUUUACAUUGAUGGCCAAGAUAUACUUACGCGAAACCUGGUCCCGCAAGCUCGGAUGGGAUGACCCACUUCCAGCAGAACUUUGCAAGCUACGAGAAGCAAAGUUCCUCGAGCAGCAAAUGGGACAAUUACCGGAAGCAAGAUUGAAACCAUCUCCAGCUUUCAACCACGUUAUGAUAGACCCUUUCGGACCCUACUCGGUUCGUGGAGAAGUACAGAAAAGAACAAGUGGUAAAGCGUACGGAGUAAUCUUCACAGAUCUAGUUAUGAGAGCAGUCCACAUUGAAGCUGUGUUCGGGUACGAUACCGAAUCAUUCCUAAUGGCCCUCAGCAGAUUCGUCAGUGUUCGUGGUUGGCCCGAAAUCAUAUAUAGUGAUCCCGGAUCACAACUAAUUGGUGCGGAAAGAGAACUCACGGAAACCUGGAAGAGCAUUGACCGACAAUCCCUACAUAAAAGUGGCACAGAGAAUGGAUUGACCUGGAUCUUCGGCCCCGCUGAUAGUCCUUGGUACCAAGGAGCUGUAGAAUCCCUGGUGAAGAGUGCCAAGAGAGCUAUUCAUUUCGCAAUCAAUAACCAACGUCUUUCAGUCCAAGAGUUCAUGACGGUGUGUAGCGAAGCCACGAACCUCCUCAAUGAAAGACCUAUCGGAACCCUCCCGGGCGCUGAUUCCGAAUUAAACAUCCUUACUCCCAACAGUUUGUUACUGGGCAGAGCAACCGCGAAGAAUCCUGGUGGAUGGCAGCCUAACGGUAAUAAUCCAGGAAAGCGUUAUCAUGUUGUCCAGAUCGUGACAGACGAGUUCUGGAAGAAAUGGACGGAGUUAUACGCCCCAACCUUGGUUAUUCGUCGCAAGUGGAAUACAGCCAACCGUAACCUGCGCCCAAGAGAUGUUGUAAUAAUCGCCGACCGUAAUACCUUGCGAGGAGAUUACCGUUUAGGUAUAGUACAAGAAGUGUUUCCCAGUCAAGACGGAAAAGUUCGUCGAGUAAAUGUGAUGUACAAGAAUUUUCAAAUUGGAGAAAAGGUACAAAAAUACAAAGGACAUAACGAGGCUGUCAUUGUGUCACGAAGUGCUCAGCGAUUAUCGUUAUUAGUACCAGUGGAUAUGGAUCAAGACCAGGAAACCAAGUCGGAAGCAAAAGACAGUGUAUGA